CGAUCCGGCCGGAAGUUGCACGCUGAGCCGCGGACACCAUGCAGUCGGAUGAUGUUAUCUGGGAUACACUAGGAAACAAGCAAUUUUGUUCCUUCAAAAUAAGAACCAAGACUCAGAGCUUCUGCCGAAAUGAAUAUAGCCUGACUGGACUGUGUAAUCGGUCAUCCUGUCCCCUGGCAAAUAGUCAGUAUGCCACUAUUAAAGAAGAGAAAGGACAGUGCUACUUGUAUAUGAAGGUUAUAGAACGAGCAGCUUUUCCUCGGCGUCUUUGGGAACGGGUCCGGCUUAGUAAAAACUAUGAGAAAGCACUGGAGCAAAUAGAUGAAAAUCUGAUUUACUGGCCCCGUUUCAUUCGACACAAAUGUAAGCAGAGAUUCACCAAGAUCACCCAAUACCUAAUUCGAAUUAGAAAACUUACACUAAAGCGACAGAGGAAACUUGUUCCUUUGAGUAAGAAGGUGGAGCGUAGGGAGAAAAGAAGAGAGGAAAAGGCAUUAAUAGCUGCUCAGCUGGACAAUGCCAUUGAGAAGGAAUUACUGGAGAGACUGAAACAGGAUACGUAUGGCGACAUCUACAACUUCCCCAUUCACGCCUUCGACAAGGCCCUGGAACAACAGGAGGCAGAGAGUGACUCUUCUGAUGCUGAGGAAAAAGAUGAUGAUGAUGAUGAGGAGGAAGAUGUGGGGAAAAGAGAAUUUGUCGAAGAUGAUGAGGUAGAUGAGAGUGACAUAAGUGAUUUUGAGGAUAUGGAUAAACUGGAUGCCAGCAGUGAUGAAGAUCAGGAUGGUAAAUCCUCCAGUGAGGAGGAGGAAGAAAAGGCCCUUAGUGCAAAACACAAAGGCAAAACGCCCUUGAGAGGACCACUGCGGAGAAAACGAGCCUAUGUGGAAAUAGAAUAUGAGCAGGAGACAGAGUCCAUGGCCAAGGCCAAAACCACGUGAUUUCCCUUUCAACAUUUAUACCCAGGACUGAACAUACAGAACUGUUUCUUUUUUU
Macaca mulatta (Rhesus monkey) is the source of this 996-nucleotide messenger RNA. It is a transcript of the gene MAK16, whose product is annotated as MAK16 homolog. Gene Ontology annotation, cellular component: nucleolus; preribosome, large subunit precursor. NCBI's taxonomy places the organism in Eukaryota, Metazoa, Chordata, Mammalia, Primates, Cercopithecidae. The record is from RefSeq and is marked provisional. Gene Ontology annotation, biological process: maturation of 5.8S rRNA; maturation of LSU-rRNA.